Sitodiplosis mosellana (orange wheat blossom midge) is the source of this 1043-nucleotide messenger RNA. RefSeq names its product syntaxin-8. The transcript has 4 exons. The record is from RefSeq and is a predicted model, not a curated record. NCBI's taxonomy places the organism in Eukaryota, Metazoa, Arthropoda, Insecta, Diptera, Cecidomyiidae. Gene Ontology annotation, cellular component: SNARE complex; endomembrane system. Gene Ontology annotation, molecular function: SNARE binding; SNAP receptor activity. Gene Ontology annotation, biological process: intracellular protein transport; vesicle fusion. The coding region runs from base 116 to 859 and encodes 247 amino acids.
CUCUCCUGAAUCAUAACUUUGAGAUUUUUGUACAUAAAGUUGCAGUUUGAUUGAAUUUAUUGUUUUCGUUGAAACGUUGUAUUGUGUUUGGCAAAGUUGGUAGAUAUUUCCAAAAAUGGCCUUGGUUGACAUCGACACUUGGAUAACUGAGUAUGCUGCUUGUGAACGAUUGAGCCGCGACAUUCAAACACAAAUCGUGUUACGGAAUAAAGAGCCUCGUCUUUCUACCGAAUACUCGAAAAUAUCCAGCGGAAUUCGAUUUAAUUUGAAACAAUUUUUAACCAAUUUGGAUCAACUCAACCAAACAAUACAACAAUCAGCUCAACGAUCAACGAUAACGAGACAAGAAGCAGAACGACGACAACGUCAAGUGGAAACCUUACAAUCGCAGUACAUACAUUUGCAGUCACAGUUCAUGAAUGUGAGUAAUGAUAACAACGAUCGAAAGCAAUUGCUGGGAGAAGAGAAAAAAUCCAAUUCUUAUUGGCAAGAUGAUGAUGAUGAUGAUGAAGAUGAACCGCUGGCUGAUUUUCAACCCACCAGCUUGGGAUCACGUGAACCAACCGUUGAUGAUCUACGCAAGCAGCAAACAAAAAUCAUAGAAAAUCAAAAUGAUGGCUUAGAUGCUCUGUCCAAAGUAAUUUCACGACAGAAGAGCCUCGCCAUUCGUAUCGGCGAUGAAUUCGAUGAACAAAACGAAAUCAUCGAUACCCUCGCAACCACCAUGGACAACACGAAUUCUAGAAUGAAUGGCACCACAAGAAGUGUUGGCGAAGCAUUGGAUCAGGGAUCAACCAAAAGAUAUUGGUUUGUGAUCAUAAUUUUAUUCAUCAUAAAUAUAAUUGUUGCCGUUGUGUAAUCGGUAUGUGCGCAUCGCAAAUUCCAAAGAACAUGAAUGUGUAUAUCAAUUUAUUAAUUUAGUUUCUUCUUUUCUAAGAUUUGUAUGCAAUUCAAUAAAUUUAUUGCCAUGUAAUGUUUAAGAUUUUCUGUACAACCUAUAUUUUUCACAUAAAUAAAAUCGAUAUAUUUUACUAUCAAUUGAA